Messenger RNA from Thermothielavioides terrestris NRRL 8126, 925 nucleotides. RefSeq lists its product as uncharacterized. Bases 141 to 671 code for a protein of 176 amino acids. The record is from RefSeq and is a predicted model, not a curated record. NCBI's taxonomy places the organism in Eukaryota, Fungi, Ascomycota, Sordariomycetes, Sordariales, Chaetomiaceae. The transcript has 2 exons.
UGGCGCUCAGCUUUCCUGGACUGGGCCAUCGAUCGCCCCUGGCUAUACAAAGUGAACACGGCAACAAACCACAACAGAUCCGAACGGGAGCUCUUGCAACAAUCUUUCAAGUGCUACUGGUCCCUUGGUGAAAAUCGACAAUGCCUCGAAUCUCGGACGCCGUGAAACAAGACCACGCGCUCAUCAAGAGUGCUUUUCGACGCCUCCGGGAUGCCAACCCCGAGAACCGCAAGCCAGACGAGUUCGUCUGGGCGCUGGACCGCUACCUGAUCGUGGACGACUUGGUCGUUGCCCCAGCCCUUGAGCACCACAUUGCGCACGGCGGGGAGCGGCACCGACGGCUCUCGGACGAUUUCGACAGCAUGAAUGCAAAGCUUCGGCACAUGCAGAGGUUCAGUCCCGCCGAGCCCAGCUUCGACUCGGCGCUGCACGCCAUCUGGGUCGAUCUCGAGCCUCACGUCAGGGAAGAGAGCGCCAGCGAUCUGCGCCGGUUGGAGGAGAGCCUGUCCCAGUCCGAGUCGGAAGAGCUUGGGAAGAAGUACGAGGACCUCAAGGAGCUUUUGCAGCGACCCUACGGGGAGAAUGGCGUGCCCGAUGACAGGACCCUCUCUGCUGUUCUGGAGAUGCCGCGGCAGGAGCUGAUGGUGAAGCUUGGGAUCUCGGAGGAGUGAGCUGAGGGGUGCGCCUCUUGGUUGUUCAACUGAAGAUUGUGCUGCCCUUGCCGUCAGUGCCGCGGCUACUCUGUGAGUACCAGGCCUGCGACUCUUUCCGCAAUCUCUCCGUAACCCAUAUUCCACGUUGCUGUGCGCAAUCACUUGUCAGUCUCUUGUGGCUGUCUAAAUACUGUCUGCCGCGCGUCAAGUUUUAAGGUGCUCAACAAUUCGACAAUUGAAAAUUCAUAAUAAAAAACACUAUUCGAUAUCUG